Messenger RNA from Ilyonectria robusta, 998 nucleotides. RefSeq lists its product as uncharacterized. Bases 246 to 854 code for a protein of 202 amino acids. The transcript has a single exon. Lineage: Eukaryota; Fungi; Ascomycota; Sordariomycetes; Hypocreales; Nectriaceae. The record is from RefSeq and is a predicted model, not a curated record.
GCGCGCCAGCAUGAAGGGAGGGAGGGGGGGUGAGAGACAGACGGACAAGCGACAAGCAGCUUGGACCAGGCGGCUAGCUGAGCGAGAUUGACGAUCGGACUCAUCGGGUCCGAUGCUGAGUUGCCAUGCAAAGGCGGGUAGGGAGUAAGUCGCGGUGAGAAUAGAGGUUGCGAUUAUUCAUACGAUGUACGAGGAACGACGGGUGAGUAAGGUACGAUUUGCGCGCAUUGCGUGUUGUUUAAACCAUGGACGGCGUUGCGCCGCCGAACCGUCCCAACUAUACUACACUCACACGGCGAGGUGAACAAGGCCAUAUAGCACCAUUGGGGGGGCCGUCAUCCAUCGGCCUCGUACUCGGGAUCCCAGACUGGCGGGAUUCCGGGAUGACGACAGCGACGGCCAGCAAGCAGAAAAAGCCCAUGGAAAUGAUGGAAACCACGGCAGAACAAACGAACAAGAUGCGGAAGCUGGCAGGUCCAUGGUGGGAAUGGCACGGUUCCCAUGGGCGUUGGCCCCAUCGUCGCCCAAUUCCGCCGCACAAUGGGCACAUUUCACCCCCAUGCGCCGGCCUUUUCGUUGUCUGCUUCUGUCUGAGACGCGCUCCCGUUACCCGCCGGCAUCAAAGUGCCCUCCUCAGUCUGCCAUUCCCACCCACCCUUGCUAGAAUGGAAGGCCGGAUGGAAGCCCUCACCCGCGUCGGAGCGACGUUUCGAGUAACUGUAUCCUAUGAACCGGCAGUGCGCUCCAUAAGCGUCACCGUCACCGUCACCGCCCCGCUGUUCUUUUGUCGCCGUGGGCUUCAUCCUCAUCUGGCGGAGGCGAGUGCCGUCCGUUCGCCUGCGAGGCUGUGGUAGCAAAACCGUCCCAUUGUGUUUCCGAUCACAUGGCCCGAGGACGGAGCCGAUACGGGUUCGAGAAGCGGCCGGGACGGUUGGACGAUAAUUUCUCGAGAUGGCUGCCAGGUACCCGCGGCGCCAAAACACGCGGCGCCGUGACAU